Messenger RNA from Anolis sagrei ordinatus, 4879 nucleotides. The record is from RefSeq and is a predicted model, not a curated record. Lineage: Eukaryota; Metazoa; Chordata; Lepidosauria; Squamata; Anolidae.
UGGGAAGGAAGGAGGGGAAUUAUAAAGUAGGCAGUGACUUUUCCUGCCAGAGAAGUUGCAGAGCCCUGCAGCUGGAAGCGCCUCUGCCACACCCGGUUGGGUCCUUCUCCUCCCUCAAAAAUCGAGGGGAAGACAGCAGUGUCCCGCUUGAAACCCAAAGAAUCCCUUCGUUUUGCCCUUGAUCCCCACUCGCCCCUCCAAGAAGCCUGGAUGACCUCCUUGAUCGACAGGACUUAAAACCCAAUCGCUGAGAUGUUCUCAGAAGCCCUUUUGGCUGCUUUGCUCUGCACAACUCUGAUUCCCCUGCACGCUCAAAAUGAUGAUGAUGUAAUUCUCGGAGCAUCUUCCUGUGCAGAUAAAACUGACUGUCCCGUCAGAGUGUACUUCGUAAUUGACACAUCUGAGAGUAUCGCCCUGCAGACUGUGCCCAUCCAGAGUCUGGUGGACCACAUCAAGCGCUUUGUUCCAGAGUUCAUCACUAGGCUGGAGAAUGAAUUGUACCAGAACCAGGUGUCCAUCACUUGGCAGUUUGCGGGACUUCAUUUUUCAGAUGUGGUGAUUUUCUACAGCGAUUUCACCAACAGCAAAGAAAUAUACCUCGAUAAAUUGAAGAACAUUCAGUAUAUCGGGCGAGGCACUUUUACAGACUGUGCUCUCUCCAACAUGACUGCGCAGAUACUUGCCAAUACAUCUCCAGCUGUUACUAACUAUGCAGUUGUAAUCACCGAUGGCCACGUCACGGGUAGCCCAUGUGGAGGGAUGAAGCACCAAGCUGAACGUGCCCGGGAGGCAGGGAUCAAGCUUUUCGCUGUAGCCCCCAGUCAGAACAUAUAUGAACAGGGGCUCCGAGAAAUUGCCAGCUCACCCCAUGAACUUUACCGCAACAACUAUGCCACCACAAAGAAACACACCAUUGAAGUAGAUACUGAAACCAUUGAUAGGAUCAUCCAAGUUAUGAAACAUGAAGCCUACGGGGAGUGCUACAAAAUGAGCUGCUUAGAAAUCGAAGGCCCACCUGGCCCCAAAGGUUUUCGGGGACAAAAGGGUGCAAAGGGUAACAUGGGAGCUCCAGGAGCAUCUGGGCUUAAAGGACGCCAGGGUGACCCGGGAAUUGAAGGCCCAAUUGGAUAUCCUGGUCCCAAGGGUAUCCGUGGAUUUAAAGGAGAAAAGGGAGAGUAUGGAGGAGACGGACGAAAGGGGUCUGGCGGCCUUUCAGGAAGGAACGGCACUGAUGGACAAAAGGGCAGACUGGGACGUAUUGGACCUCCUGGCUGCAAAGGAGACCCAGGCGACAGGGGUCUUGAUGGUUAUCCUGGAAGUGCUGGAGAUCAAGGGCCACCUGGAGAUGAAGGGAUAAAGGGUGAUGCUGGACGACCUGGUCGCAAUGGACAACCUGGGCCACCUGGAGAAAAAGGAAAUAGGGGACCCAAAGGCAUGAAUGGAGCAUUUGGCAGUCCUGGUGUCAAGGGGGCUAGAGGAAGCCCUGGAUCUCCUGGACCCAAAGGAGAACCUGGAGAGUAUGGAGGAGACGGACGAAAGGGGUCUGGCGGCCUUUCAGGAAGGAACGGCACUGAUGGACAAAAGGGCAGACUGGGACGUAUUGGACCUCCUGGCUGCAAAGGAGACCCAGGCGACAGGGGUCUUGAUGGUUAUCCUGGAAGUGCUGGAGAUCAAGGGCCACCUGGAGAUGAAGGGAUAAAGGGUGAUGCUGGACGACCUGGUCGCAAUGGACAACCUGGGCCACCUGGAGAAAAAGGAAAUAGGGGACCCAAAGGCAUGAAUGGAGCAUUUGGCAGUCCUGGUGUCAAGGGGGCUAGAGGAAGCCCUGGAUCUCCUGGACCCAAAGGAGAACCUGGUCGACGGGGUGAUCCUGGAGCAAAAGGACCUCCUGGAACUACUGGACCAAAUGGAGAGAGAGGCUCACAAGGAGAUCCGGGGGAUGCAGGUGUAAGGGGUGACACAGGCCUUCCAGGACCAAAGGGAGACAGAGGACGACCUGGUUUCAACUAUCCUGGCCCUAGAGGACUCCCGGGUGAGAAAGGUGAGAAGGGGCUUCCAGGACCAGAGGGUGCAAGAGGUGACUAUGGACCCAAAGGCCCUCCAGGAACAAAAGGAGAAGUUGGUGAACCUGCUGACCCUGGCCCACCAGGUGAGCCUGGCCCCAGAGGACGUUCUGGUGAACCUGGCAGUGAGGGUGGACCUGGCCCUGCUGGAGACCCUGGGCUUACUGACUGUGAUGUGAUGACCUAUGUCAGAGAGACCUGUGGCUGUUGUGACUGUGAGAAACGGUGUGGCCCCUUGGACAUCGUCUUCAUCAUUGACAGCUCAGAGAGUAUUGGUUACAACAAUUUCUCCCUGGAGAAGAACUUUGUCAUCAAUGUAGUGAGCAGACUUGGCUCCAUCGCCAAGGAUCCAAAAUCUGAGACAGGUGCCCGUGUCGGAGUGGUGCAGUACAGCCACGAGGGAACUUUUGAAGCCAUCCAGCUGAAUGACAAGCGAAUUGACUCCCUCUCCAGCUUCAAAGAAGCUGUGAAGAAGUUAGAAUGGAUUGCAGGAGGCACCUGGACCCUCUCUGCCCUUCAGUUUGCCUACAAUACACUGAUCAAGGAAAGCCAGCGGGAGAAAGCACGAGUGUUUGCUGUGGUGGUAACGGAUGGACGCCAUGAUCCACGAGACAAUGACUCCCACUUGCAGGCACUCUGUGGUAGAAAUGUCACUGUCACUGCCAUUGGGAUCGGAGACAUGUUCAAUGCGAAAGAGGAAGAUGAGACUCUUCGAUCAAUUGCCUGCAAUGACAAUCAGAGGGUCCAGAAAAUGAAGUUAUUCACGGAGCUGGUGGCCGAAGAGUUCAUUGACAGCAUGGAGCAUGAGCUCUGCCCAGAUCCUCAGAUUGUCUGCCCUGAACUGCCCUGCCAAACAGAGCUGGCUGUUGCCCAGUGCACACAGCGCCCUGUUGAUGUGGUCUUCCUCCUGGAUGGCUCUGAGAGAAUUGGUGGACUGAACUUCCACAAAGCCCAUCAUUUCGUGGAAGAUGUGGCUCGACACCUCACCUUGGCCAGAAGUAACAGUGACAACAUGAAUGCUCGUAUUGCCCUCCUGCAGUAUGGAAGUGAAAAUGAACACGCAGUCGCUUUCCCACUGACGUACAACAUCACUGAGAUCUCAGAUGCCUUAGCUCAGAUCAAAUACUUGGACUCUUCUUCCAACCUGGGGUCUGCCAUCAUUUACGCUAUCAACAACCUUGUCAUCAACCCACGGGACAGGCAGAGGGCCGCCCGUCGCAAUGCCGAGCUUUCAUUUGUCUUCAUCACAGAUGGCAUUACAGGCAACAAGAACUUGGAUGAGGCAAUCGACUCCAUGAAGAAGCAGAACGUUAUGCCCACAGUAGUAGCCUUAGGUAGUGAUGUGGACAUGGAUGUCCUGCAGAAGAUUAGCCUGGGAGACCAGACAGCCAUUUUCCGGGAGAAAGACUACUCUAGCCUCUCCGAGCCUGGUUUCUUUGACAGAUUCAUUAGGUGGAUCUGUUAGCUUUAGGGAAGUACUAAAGAUAGUUUGUACCAAAGUUAGUGGCAGGGAAGACACCAAAGAUAAUAAUGGCCUUAAAUAAUUAUAUGAGGUUUUUAAAGCUAAUGCAGUUUGCCUGAGGGCAGCUGUCACAGAUCUGCAAGGGAUUUAUUUUUAUAGCCAAACUCUCAUAGGCUUCUUUUAAAUCUUGUGUCAAAUUCAUGUUAAUGGUGCUAAUUAAAAACAAAAGUGGAGUAAGGAUCCAGGGGUACACAGUGUAAUUUAUCACUUCAAAACACAUUCUUUUAAAAAAGUUUGUACUGUAAUCCUAUAUGUACUAGAGAAACAACAAAGCAUUCACACUGAGCACAACAACCAGUCAUUUCUCACUGCUUGAGGGGUUCACAACAAAUAGACCCCUUACAUUUCCUAGGCAUCUGUUGCCAGGACUUUUUUUUUUUUUUUUCUGGCAGUCAGGGCUAAUUUUAUUUCUACCCUCAAUUUCUUGCUUCCUUUUCAAGAAUACACAUCCCACAUUCUGUAAGUAGCUGUGUUAGUCUUCCACUUUUUCAUAGAUGGAAACAGUGACAGGAAGAUUUUGGUGGGAGGAGGAAGUCCUGGCCUUUCGACACAUUGUAUUAACAAAUGAAUGAUUGGUCCUCCAGCCUUGUUUUUCAUAUAGUUGCUUCCAAAUUGCAACAACAAAUGGGUUCUUACAUGAUCCAAGUUUGAGUACAUGCCACUAGAUGACAGCCAAAAGGCAAGAAAAGGAGGCUUGUGGCAUGCAGGUACCCAGCACUGAUAUGAUACUGCUUCCAAUGCAAGUGGCAGCUAUUUUUAACUGGUAAUAGACCAAAUUGGGUCGCUUCCUAGUUCCCUUGCCACGAUACAAGAUAUGCCACAGUGCCAUCUGAUUUAUGGCUUACAGAAGUCCUCUUUCAGAAAAAAAAAAGAAGACGCUGGUAUGAAAGCACACCUUGUUGCCUUGCCUUGGAUACUUCUUUGCUUUCCCCCUAUCAGUCAAUGCAGAACUAUUUUAACUAAUGUAUUGUCGAUGGCAACUAAGCUAUAUGCAGACUUUUUUCUUUACACUGCAGUGGUUUUGCCAUGUAGCCAACCUUGCCAUAGAAAAUAUUGUGCCUUCCUUUUAUUUGCUACUAACCAGCUUUCUCUUGUAUUGAAUACAGAGCAUGCCUCCUUCUCUGAGGCAAGAGUGUGGAAUGUCAAACUCGCUGCAAUGCAAAAAGCCAUUUAGAUUAAUGUGCAGCCAAACUGCAAUUUCAGUGUAUUCUCGGGAUUACUGUUUCUGGAAUAACAUCCUUACUUGAGCCAAAAUUGCACUCAUGGUAAAUAAAAGUUUUCACACUACCUUAAA